Molecule: messenger RNA, 480 nt
Organism: Torulaspora delbrueckii
Lineage: Eukaryota; Fungi; Ascomycota; Saccharomycetes; Saccharomycetales; Saccharomycetaceae
Gene: CBP6
Product: Cbp6p
Exons: 1
Coding region: 1-480 (159 amino acids)
Biological process (GO): mitochondrial respiratory chain complex III assembly
Cellular component (GO): Cbp3p-Cbp6 complex; mitochondrion
Molecular function (GO): ribosome binding
Source: RefSeq, a predicted model, not a curated record
AUGUCAUUGCAACAACCAGUUAGAGAGGCAGCCAAGCAAUUGGUUGGUGUUUUGGAGAAGUUCCCAGCCGAAAGAAUAAGACACAUUGUAUCGUUCAAGAGCUCACAAAUCGGAAGAUUCAAGAGAGUAGCCGGACUAAGUGGUACUGAUGGCUGGAAUGAGAGUAAGAAGGCAUCGAUCGAUGAGAUAAAAGAUAUCAUCAGUAGAACAUCGGCGCCAUUGGGUUUACAGAAGGAUCUGUUGAAGAAAAUGCAAGCUGCUAUACCGGAGGAUAAUUUGAGUGAACAAAGUAUCAAAGAACAAAUCAGGGCAUUGAAUACUUUGAUGAGUAACAAAUAUAAGACUUAUUAUGAUGUUGGUGAUAAACUGUACAAACCUGCAGGUAGACCAAACUAUUAUCAAAGAAUUCUGGAUGAAGUGCAAGGUAAGCAGAAGGAGACAUUCUUUUCAGCUUUCAGGACCGUUGUAUUUGGUAAGUGA